This is a messenger RNA of Symbiodinium sp. CCMP2592, 705 nucleotides long. NCBI's taxonomy places the organism in Eukaryota, Dinophyceae, Suessiales, Symbiodiniaceae. The record is from the annotation of a GenBank genome assembly.
AUGCCGAGCAUCCCGAUGCAGCACCUUGUCCACCGUCCAUGCACGCGGCCCCUUCAGGGGCAGGGCUGCCGCCACACUCCUGCCGUGGCAACCGCUCCGGUCAGUGGCCUAGCUCGCAAGGAAGGUCAGCACCGGCAAGCUGACGCGCUUCGCUGCUUGACAGUGUCCCGUGCCGACACGACAGCCCGAGCUGAAACCUGGCGAGCGUGUGAGAUGAGCAAGCGUGCUUGGAAAUCGCUCUCACCUCAGACCGAGCUCGUGCUGCUUCAGUUGAGCUUUCUUCUCUCGCCCUCUAAGUGCCCUGGCUGGUGUGAGGCAGGAAUGUCGCAUUGCUUCUAUCAGAUUCUAUCAGCCGCCGCCGCUGACUUGCAAUGCCGUGACCCGUCCCUGCAGCUGGCGCUGCGUGUUGCAUCACCGUCACGGAUCCUUUGUGAUGCGCGGGUGCACGCCUUCCGUGGCGUCGGGGCGAGGGCAAUGGUGCCUUCAGCACACCUGCCAUGGCAGAAAGUCAGCUACCCCAAAGCCCUCGAGCCGAGGUCUCAGCGUGCAAGCAAGGAUGCCGGAGCGGCUGCCGCCACCAUUGCCACAUCGAACACAGGAGAUGCAGGGACCUCCGCAAACGCGCGUGCGGACCUGCGCUUUGUAAGAGGGCAUGGCUCCAGCAAGCCGCUCUGGCGCCGUUUUCGUUGCAGCUCCUGCGAUUGA